AUGGAGUCUGACUCAGAAGAAAUGUUUGGUGAAAUUGACAAACUGCGCGAUGAAUUAUCGGAUAGAUUAACGGACAGUCCAACCACCCAUCAGCAAGACGAAGAGGGAAUCGGGGACCAGGAAGUUUUGGACCGAAUUGAGAAAGUUAUCCUGGAUAUAAUCGCCAGUUUGUCAAAAUAUGAAGCUCCUGUCCUAGAACUGACCAACAGAUCCAGCUGGACCAAUGUUAGUUUUGAAAGUGCCGUCGGACUUCAAAUGAACUCUGGAGGAGGCUCUGUCACUGCCAUAAGGAGUGACUGUCCCACAUCUGUCACUAAAUUUGCUCACGUCACCAAGAUUCUGGCCAUCAUGUACAAACUUGUGCAGAGCGACUCAUACGCUACGAAAAGGGACAUUUAUUACAACAACACCCAGCUGUUUGGAUCUCAGAAAAAUGUUGAUUGUACGGUCGAUGAUAUUUCCUGCAUGCUCAAGGUUCCUCGCAGGAGGCUACAUGUGUUGGCGACCUCCAAAGGAUUUAUCUCAGGGGAUCUCUGUUACCUUGAAGAGGACGGCACAAAGGUCGACUGCCACUCCAGCUCUGCUGCUGUUCCAGUUUCAUCAAAUGUCAUCGGAAUCAAACAUAUUGUGUCACCUGCAAAGUUUGUUAUAGUUGUGGAGAAGGAUGCAACGUUUCAGAGACUGCUCGAUGACGACUUCUGCACGAAGCUCUCCCCUUGCAUCAUAAUCACAGGUAAAGGCGUCCCAGAUGUGAACAGCAGGCUGAUGGUCAGAAAGCUUUGGGAUACACUGCAUAUCCCCAUAUUUGCUCUGAUGGAUUCUGACCCGUCUGGCAUUGAGAUCAUGUCUAUCUACAAGUACGGAUCAGUGGCCAUGUCAUUUGAGGCUCACAGUCUGACUGUCCCCAGCGUUAUGUGGCUAGGCCUCCUCCCCUCCGACAUCCAGAGGUUGCGAGUUCCCCAAAAUGUCCUGAUACCACUAACCCGGAGAGAUGAGAACAAACUGAGGAGCCUGCUCGAGAGACCCUACCUCGCCCACCAGCCAGCCUGGCAUAAAGAGAUGACACUGAUGCAGCAGAAUAAGGUCAAGGCUGAGCUCCAGUCGCUGUCUGCCAUAGCCCCCAACUACCUCACUCGGGUCUACCUACCCAACAAGCUGCGCUAUGGGGGCUGGAUAUGA
This is a messenger RNA of Lampris incognitus (smalleye Pacific opah), 1179 nucleotides long. RefSeq names its product SPO11 initiator of meiotic double stranded breaks (gene spo11). Gene Ontology annotation, molecular function: DNA topoisomerase type II (double strand cut, ATP-hydrolyzing) activity; DNA binding; ATP binding. The record is from RefSeq and is a predicted model, not a curated record. Bases 1 to 1179 code for a protein of 392 amino acids. Gene Ontology annotation, cellular component: nuclear chromosome. NCBI's taxonomy places the organism in Eukaryota, Metazoa, Chordata, Actinopteri, Lampriformes, Lampridae. Gene Ontology annotation, biological process: meiotic DNA double-strand break formation; meiotic DNA double-strand break processing; reciprocal meiotic recombination. The transcript is spliced from 13 exons.